AUGAGGCUGCUCCGCAGACGCCACAUGGCCGUGCGCCUGGCCAUGGUGGGCAGCGCCUUCGUGCUCUUCCUCUUCAUCCUGCAGAGGGAUGUAAGCGGCAGGGAGCAGGCCACAGAGAAACCAUGGCUGAAGUCCUUGGUGAGCCAGAAGGAUCAUGUCCUGGACCUCAUGCUGGGGGCCGUGCACAACCUCAGGGAUUCAAUGCCCAAGUUCCAGAUCAGGGCUCCGGAGCCCCAGCAGACACUGGCCUCCACAAACCGGACCUGCCUCCCCGAGUUCUAUGCCCCAGCGGAGCUGAAGCCCUUCUGGGAACGGCCACCACAGGACCCCAAUGGCCCUGGGGCAGAUGGGAAAGCAUUUCAGAAGAAAGAGUGGACGCCCCAGGAGACCCAGGAAAAGGAAGAGGGCUAUAAGAAGCACUGCUUCAAUGCCUUUGCCAGUGACCGCAUCUCCCUGCAGAGGGCCCUGGGCCCGGACACCCGACCCCCUGAAUGUGUCGACCAGAAGUUCCGGCGCUGUCCCCCACUGCCUGCUACCAGUGUCAUCAUUGUGUUCCACAAUGAGGCCUGGUCCACGCUGCUGCGGACGGUGUACAGUGUCCUGCACACCACCCCGGCCAUCCUGCUGAAGGAGAUCAUACUGGUGGAUGAUGCCAGCACGGAAGAGUACUUGAAGGAGCCGCUGGAACAGUACGUGAAGCAGCUGCAGGUGGUGAAGGUGGUACGGCAGGAGGAACGGAAGGGGCUGAUCACCGCCCGGCUGCUGGGAGCCAGCGUGGCCCAGGCGGAGGUGCUCACCUUCCUGGAUGCCCACUGCGAGUGCUUCCACGGCUGGCUGGAGCCCCUCCUGGCUCGCAUCGCCGAGGACGAGACGGUGGUGGUGAGUCCAAACAUCGUCACCAUCGACCUGAACACUUUCGAGUUCUCUAAGCCCAUCCAGAGGGCCCGAGUCCAGAGUCGUGGCAACUUUGACUGGAGCUUGACCUUCGGCUGGGAGACCAUACCUUCCCAUGAGAGGCAGAGACGCAAGGGUGAGACCUACCCCAUCAAAUCCCCGACGUUUGCUGGUGGCCUCUUCUCCAUCUCCAAGUCCUACUUUGAGCACAUCGGUACCUAUGAUAAUCAGAUGGAGAUCUGGGGAGGGGAGAACGUGGAAAUGUCCUUCCGGGUGUGGCAGUGCGGGGGCCAGCUGGAGAUCAUCCCCUGCUCUGUGGUCGGCCACGUGUUCCGUACCAAGAGCCCUCACACCUUCCCCAAGGGCAUCAGUGUCAUUGCUCGCAACCAAGUGCGCCUGGCUGAGGUCUGGAUGGAUAGCUACAAGGAGAUUUUCUACAGGAGGAAUCUGCAGGCAGCAAAGAUGGCCCGAGAGAAAUCCUUCGGUGACAUUUCGGAGCGACUGCAGCUGAGGGAACGACUAAACUGUCACAACUUUUCCUGGUUCCUGCACAACAUUUACCCAGAGAUGUUUGUUCCUGACCUGAAGCCCACCUUCUAUGGAGCUCUCAAGAACCUCGGCAUGGAUCAUUGCCUGGAUGUGGGAGAGAAUAACAAUGGAGGAAAGCCCCUCAUCAUGUACACCUGCCAUGGCCUUGGCGGCAACCAGUACUUUGAAUACACAACCCAGAGGGACCUUCGCCACAACAUCGCAAAGCAGCUGUGUCUGUAUACCAGUGCUGGCACCCUGGGCCUUAGGGGCUGCCACUUCACUGGCAAGAAUAGCCAAGUGCCCGAGGACGAGGAAUGGGGAUUCACCCAGGAUCAACUCAUCAGGAACUCAGGAUCUGGUACCUGCCUGACAUCCAAGGACAAAAAGCCAGCCAUGGCCACCUGCAAUCCCAGUGAUCCCCACCAGCACUGGCUCUUCAUCUAG
This is a messenger RNA of Mesoplodon densirostris (Blainville's beaked whale), 1869 nucleotides long. It is a transcript of the gene GALNT6, whose product is annotated as polypeptide N-acetylgalactosaminyltransferase 6. The transcript has 10 exons. Bases 1 to 1869 code for a protein of 622 amino acids. Gene Ontology annotation, cellular component: Golgi apparatus. The record is from RefSeq and is a predicted model, not a curated record. NCBI's taxonomy places the organism in Eukaryota, Metazoa, Chordata, Mammalia, Artiodactyla, Ziphiidae.